GCCGCCAGCACCUUACUUCCUGCUCGGCCGCCCCGGGCCGGCCCCAUCGCGGCGGAGGGAUCCGCGGGAGCCGCAGCCUCCUCUCCCUGCUUCUGCUUUUUUUUUUUUUUUUUUUUUGUAAUUUUCCCUCCCCCUUCUGCAAGGGGGGCGAGGAGAUCAAUAAAUAAAUCCACCAAGCAAACAGCGCCCGAGCCCGGCCGGGUGACAGCGCGCGGCUCGCGGGCGGCCGGCAGCCCCUCUUCAGCCCAGCCCAGCCCAGCCCAGCCCGGCCCGACCGCCCCCGUGGGGCGUGCACGAGAUACCAGCUCAGGAGGGCUUUGGAAAGUCAAUUUCAGUUGGACAGCAGCAGGUUGUCGCACAGCAUUUUGUUUCUGCAUGACAGCUAUGGCAACACUGCACACCAUCUAAAAGAGAAUGAUAGGCCCCACCACCUAAGCUGGAGGUGCCUGGCUGAACCUAUUGUUCUGUUUAUGACUUGUGCUUUGGUCCUUUUAUGAAGAUGUGAAGCAACAUCAAUCUGAAAUUGGAAUUACAAACAGACUGGAGAGAAUUUAGUCUUUGUAACGUAAAUGGACAAGCUGAAUAAUAAGUAGUUCUAUUAUUUUUUUUUUCUUAGAACAUCUCAGGGUUUAAAGCGGUUUUAAUGGUUUUCAUACCUGUAAGGUCAGGACAAAUGUAACCAAAAUGGGGGACCAGCAGUUGUACAAAACUAACCACACUGCCAACAGCAAUGAUAACUUGUACUACCAACACCACCAGGUAAACUCUCUCCCUGCUUUAAACCACAGCUACGGAACAUCAAUCAUGGAUGCUUCUCAGGCUUCCCCCCUCUCUCCACAGUAUCCCCAGGAUUCAAGGGACGGUAUAGCUUUGACUGUAGGUUCAAAAAGCCUUGGGUCAUUGGAUUCAUCGCGACCAACCAGUUGGACACAUUCUGGUGCAGGAAACCAUGUCUCAGUAAGGAACAAUUUAAACAGUCAGAAUGCAAUGUGGAGCCCUCUAGGGCAGGGUGAAUCAGCUGAUGGAUACCAAUAUCCCUACUCUCCAGCUAAUGAAGUUCGAUCACAGAAAAUCACGAGUGGGGUUUUACAUAAACUAGACUCCUUUACGCAAGUAUUUGCUAACCAAAACUUAAGAAUUCAAGUCAACAACAUGACUCAGGUCUUGCAUGCUCCGUCUUCAGUGAUGGAUAAUGUCAAUGACAGCGCAUUGAGACAACUGCUGUCUCAAAAGUCUAGCAUUGAGCAACAGCCUGCAACUUCCACUGUGCAAAGAUACCAACAAGUGCCACAGCAAGUACAUCAGAGUUUUGCAAGCCCACAGCAAAAGCAACAAAUGCAAGUCAUGCAGCACCCACAGCAGUUGUAUUAUGAUUACCAGCAACACCUCUCCCAAAUGCAGAUGCAUUCUGCAGUUCAGCCAGGCCAGCCGCAUGUGCAACAAUUGCAGUCCCAGCAGCUGUUACCACAACAUUUACAGCAUUUACAGCAGAGCCAAUAUUACCUGCAACAGCAGCCACAGCAAGGACAGCAGCGGUUUUCAAUACAAGAAAUGCAGCAGGGGCAGCAACUAAGUCGGCAGCAGCAGCAAAGGCAGUGUCCAAUGCAAAUAGCACAGUAUUAUCAAACGCAACCUGCUAUGCAGCAGUUGCAGCCACAGCAACAGAUGGACUUGCAGCUGCCUUAUCACAGGGAUCCUGACCCAAAGACUCUGCAUGAAGCACACCAGUAUUCCCAGGAUCAGUCUCAUCCUGUACAGCUUAUACAGUUGGGAGCAGUGCCUCAGUAUUGCUACCAAGAUCCACAGCAGCAGUAUAGGCAUUUGUAUUCACAGAGCUUACUACAACAACAGGAGCAGCAACAAGAAGACGACACGAGUCAGGAUAAGCAGUAUCAAAGUGACAACAGGUCUCAAGCUCUGAUGAACUCCCAUAUUAGCCUCUCGGCACCAGAGGUAAUCGAGGAUCCCACAGAGCAGGAAAUUAAUUCAGUCAAUAAUACUCUUCCUCAUCGAACUCUGUUACCACCAUCAGGUGGCCAUCUAAAUAGCAAAGGAGCUCCGCAAGAAUCUCCCACUGCCAUUUGGCCUCAGCAGAUGCAACUGUCAGAUGGCAGACUGCAACCACUGUCCCCUGAGCAAAGUGACCAGAACAGAGGAUUGUUUCCUGAGAAAGCCAAUACAAAGAACAAGCUAACAUGCUCAAUAUGCUUGAAGGAAUUUAAGAGUUUACCAGCCCUAAAUGGUCACAUGAGGUCACAUGGGGGAGUAAGAGCCUCUCCGAGCUUUAAACAGGAGGAAAGCGAGAAACCACUACAGCAGCAACCGCCUAAAGAGGUGGAUAGCCUCGCGCCCAUCGUCAUGCCUGUUUCUGUCCCUGUAAAGCUUCUGUCGCCUGAGCCCAGCACGCAGCCCACUACCAACAGUACCACAGUCAAAGACAAGCCUGCCAACUCUGUAUCAGAUGAUGAGAUGCCAGUUCUCGUGAAGAUGACUUACUCUCCGCCGUGCAGUCCAAAAGUGGCCAAUCCCUGCUCAUCUUCUGAAGUCAACAGAAAGCCUCCUCUAAGUGCUUCAAAAUUGGAAGAAAACAUCAAACCCCUGCAGGACAAGAAAAAGUAUCGACAUAGACCUGAACCUCUCUUCAUACCUCCUCCUUCUUUCAACUUCCCUGCAUCCUACUCAGGUGCUACACUCUAUCAAAGUCAACUACGCUCUCCCCGCAUCCUAGGAGACCAUCUGCUGGACCGGGCACAUGAGCUUCCUCCUUACACUCCACCUCCUAUGCUUAGCCCAGUACGGCAAGGAUCCGGUCUCUUCAGCAGUGUUAUCACCUCGUCUCAUGGUGCAUCUCACCCCCAAUUGCCACUCACGCCUCUGACACCCACUCCGCGGGUCUUCCUGUGUCGAUCUAAUAGUAUUGAUGGAAACAAUGUUCCAGUGACUCCAGGGCCUGGAGAACAGACUGUUGACAUAGAACCACGAAUCAAUAUUGGUUCACGAUUCCAGGCUGAUAUCCCUGAUCUACAAGAUGAAUCUUUAAUAGAGAAAGACAUGCACAAGGCAACUUUAGUUUGGAAGCCAUGGCCAGAACUGGAAAAUAAAGGCUUCCAACAAAAAGUGGACACCCUUUUAAAUAUGUGUUGUUCAAGUGUGUUACCUGGUGGAGGAACUAAUUCAGAGUAUGCUUUGCACUCCCUCUUUGAGGCCAAAGGAGAUGUUAUGGCUACUCUAGAGAUGCUCCUUUUGAAGAAGCAAGAAAGAACGAAGUGUCAUCCUUUGGCAAAUUACCACUAUGCUGGAUCUGACAAGUGGACGAAACCCGAAAGAAAGCUUUUUAAGGAUGCACUGUCCAUUUACAGCAAAGAUUUUCUUUUUGUACAGAAAAUGGUUAAGUCUAAGACAGUUGCACAGUGUGUGGAAUACUACUAUACUUGGAAGAAAAUCAUGCGUCUGGGACGGAAACACAGAACACGUUUAGAAAAAAAGAGAGAUGAAUGCCUGACAAGUGGAGAAGAGGAGGUUUUAGAGGAUGAGGAAGAGGUGGAAGAAGACAGAAAAUGUGUAAAAGAAGAGGAAAGUGAAAUACAGAAAUCCCCUGAACCACCACCUAUCCCACUUGCACCCAUAGACCUGCCACCCCUUCAAAGUCUCUCACUUUCUGCAGCCUCUUUUAUCUGUGAAAUGCCAAACUGUGGUGCUGUGUUCAGCUCCAGACAAGCACUAAAUGGCCAUGCCCGUAUUCAUGGAGGUACCAAUCCAAUGACAAAAACAAGGUGUACAGUUUCAGUCAUUAAGCAAAAAUCUGGGACACAGAGUGGACACGGUUCAGUUAAAAGCUCACCUGCACACAGCACAACAAGUGGUGAGACGGACCCAACAACAAUUUUUCCUUGUAAAGAAUGUGGCAAGGUGUUUUUCAAAAUCAAAAGUCGCAAUGCUCAUAUGAAGACUCACAGACAACAGGAAGAACAACAAAGGCAAAAGGCUCAAAAAGCUGCUGUUGCAACAGAAAUGGCUGCUACUAUUGCAAGAACUACUGGGCCAGUUGGACAUGGUAUGAUCCCUCUGGAUCAUAUGGAUUUGAUUAAACAUGUGGAGGACCUUGAUGACGAUGUUGUUCAGGAGUUAGGUAAUGUCAUGGAAGAGAAUGAAGUCAUGGAAGCUGACCUCUUGUUGGAUGAUGAAGAUGCAGACCUGCUGCAGGAUGAUGCCGAGCUGUAAAUACAGAGCUGUCCCAUGCAGACAGCUCCUGGAUGCAUCAGUCAGGAAAUCUGAACUACCUGUUUAUUUUCCAUUGAUUUUUUUUUUUUAACUACCUGUAUAAAAACUGAUAAUUUCUUUAGUUCAGACCUAGAAAAAAUGCUUUUUUCCCAUUUUUUUUUUUUUUUUUAUCAAUCUGUGUUUUGGGGAAAAUAAAUAAUUAGCACAAAGAUUCUUAUAAGGUGUUUUAUCUGGGUUCUGUUUCACUGAGAUCUUUCAAAACCACUAAUAACAGAGAAGUCUAUAUAUCUAUUACUAUUUCUCUCCUGACUAUUAUCAGAGAAACUUUAAUUCUGUAGAGUUCUCUUCUCCUAUUCUCAGUUGAGCAUUACUAAGAAUGUGUUCGUUUACACUUGUUACUCUGGCCCCCUUUACUAGGUAAGAACUGUUGUCAUGCACUUCUGACAGGAUAGUUGUCUGCACUGGAUUGUACAGUGAGUUUCCAGAAGUAAACGUCACGUUUGGAGAUGCUGACUUGAUUAUUCUUCAGCUUUUUGUCCUGGUUUUAUUUGGAACUAAAAAAAAAAUCUGACCAAAUCUGAAAUAAUUACAAGUGUGAUUGUAUCAUGAAUAUCAUUGUACAUUUUCAGUUCUACCUUGCCUUAAUUUUUACCUGUUCUUGUUAUCUGUACCUGCAAAAGGUAAUGUUUAUACUGUACAUAUGGAGAUUCCACUUAAUUGGGUUUUAAAAAAAAAAGAGAGAUCCUCGGGCUUCCGAAUGACCUAAUCCAAGGAAUGAAGAAAGAUGAUGGUGAUUCUACUGUGAAUCACAUCCUAUGAAGGGAACACUGGAUUAGGAGCUCUACUUUUGUAAUUGGUGUGCACUGGAGAUAUAACCUGUUGUGCCAAUAAAUCACACUGUUGAAUAGCCAUUCCAGAGGCUUUGGGUGGUAGGGUAUGACUUCAUGCACACAGUGCAGAAGUAGAUUUUGUUUAAGGUUCAAUGUCAGGAGAUGCCCUUGUCACACAGAGGGAAUGGGUUGAGUGAUGCUGUUGAAUAAUAGUGGCAUGUUUUGGAUUUUGUUUUGUUGGGGUUUUUUGUUUGUUUUUUCCAAAUCCUUCCUAGGCCCGAAAUGUUGUUAUUCUUGUGCCAUUUUUGAGGAUUCACGUUUAAUUUCAUCAGGUUUAUAUAAAGUUUUUAUGGAGAAACAAGGAGACAAGGCUGUCAAGUCUUCCUCACACCUCUGUGUAACCCGGCUGUACGCACAAGUUCUUUGUAACCCCAUUGAUAAUUAACUUGAUUUGAUUUGUUGUGAUAGAGACAUACUACUGGACUCAUGGAGUUUUAUUCUCGAGUCCUAAACCAGAAGCAGGUUUAGGCAGCUCAUGGAGAGUUUACAUUUGACCGAUGGUCCUUCCUUACAAAAUAGCUAGUUUUUGAAGUUCUCCUUGGAAUAAAAUGCCGUAAAUAAUAUAAAGGCUUCAACAGAAUACUGAUACUCUUGUGAAUCCUGCACAGCAGAGCAGAACUGGAAAUUUUAUAGAACAUCUUUAUGAAAAAAUUUCAGAUUCUUCCUAAGUAACUAAAUCCUUAGAUGAUGGUGUCGCUAUGGACAUAGUCUUUCUAGUCUUUAAGAAGGCCUUCGACACUGCCUCUCAUCCUCAUGAAUAAAUUAAGUGACUGCGGCAUUGAUGCCUGCACAGUUGGAUAGGUAAAAAAUUGGCUGAUGGGACGCACCCAGAGAGUAGUGGUGGACGGGUUGUACUCAAUCUGGCGAGAUGUGAGCAGUGGGGUACCCCAGGGCUUGGUCCUCGGGCCUGCACUGUUUAACAUCUUCAUCAGCAAUUUGGAGGGGGUGGAAAGCACGCUGUCCAAGUUUGCUGAUGACACUAAGAUGUGGGGUGAGGUGGACACACUUCAAGGGAGAGAGAGUCUGCAACUCGAUUUAGACAGACUACAAAAGUGGGCAGAUGCAAAUAGGAUGGGGUUCAACGUAGACAAAUACAGGGUGCUGCACCUUGGGAGAAGGAAUCCACAGCAUACAUACAGGCUGGGGAGCUCCCUUCUUGAAAGCACAGAGGCGGAAAGGGAUCUUGGAGUCAUUAUUGACUCCAAGAUGAACAUAAGCUGCCAAUGCCAGACUGCAGCCAGCAAGGCCAGCCGUACCUUGUCAUGCAUCCAAAGGUGCAUCUCAAGCCGGUCCAGACAGGCAAUACUCCCCCUCUAUGUGACUUUGGUCAGGCCGCAGUUGGAGUACUGCAUCCAGUACUGGGCACCACACUUCAAAAGGGAUGUGGCCAGCCUGGAGAGGGUUCAGAGGAGGGCCACCCGCUUGGUGAGAGGGCAGCAGGACAGGCCCUACGAGGAGAGACUGAAGGACCUGAACCUGUUCAGCAAGAGGAUGCUGAGGGGGGUACCUGAUGGCUGCCUACAAGCUCAUCAGGGGAGAUCAACAGCAAAUAGGCAGAGCCCUUUUCUCCCCAGCACCGCCUGGGGUGACAAGGAACAAUGGUAAUAAGCUGAUGGAGAAUAGGUUUAGGUUAGAGAUCAGAAGGCAAUAUUUUACAGUUAGGGUAGGCAAAAUCUGGAACCAACUUCCCAGGGAAGUGGUCCUCGCCCCUACCUUGGGCAAAUUCAAGAGGAGGUUUGGUGAUCACCUGUCUGGGGUCUUGUGAAUCCAGCAUUCAUUCCUGCCUGUGGCAGGGGUUCAGGCUAGAUGAUCUGUUCAGGUCCCUCCUGACCCUAGCUACUACGAAACUACUAUGAAACUAUUCCUUUCUUUUUCUGCCAUAAGUAUUUCAUUCUUUUGCCACACUUCAGACAAGUUGUCUGGGGUCCCAAAUGCUUUCUUAACCAGAGUGCAAGAGGUUACACACCUGCUUCUUUUCUGUUAGUAAAACUAUUUAUAUCUGGGCAAAACGAAUAACAGAAAGCUGUUUCAGUUAACUUGUGCAGAUGUACAUGGCCCCACAGGUACAAAGCCAUUGCAAAUCAGAACCCAUAGGUUUAUGGGUAAAGAAGAGCCUCCCCAUCAAAGCAGAGGGACAAAAUCUGAAGAGUUGAAUGUUCUGCUAAUCACUAGUAAGAAAGUGGAAUCCACUCAACAGCUUCAAGUUACAAAGGCUCCUCUAUCUUUUUUGUCAGUGCGUGGAAGAAGCUGCUGGUUUCACUCCAACAGCAGCACCAUCUCUGCACAGCCAACCAUUACCCUCUCCUAUCCUAGGCAUGACUUCCUAAAUAGCUGUGCUAGCCAGGCUCAACCAACUGCUUUGAAGCAGAGAAACGCUGUAAAAUGUUGUAUAUGCUGUGUAUUUUACAAGUUUUGACUCAAAGCUGUGUAUGUUCUGGGUGUUUGCAGAAUCAGAGCCUUUGUACACAGUAACUUGCCCUGUCUUCUAUGGCCCUAAGGUAGCAGAACUUUAGUGAGUCCAUUCCAUUGUCUCUAUACCCAUGGAGCAUUAAACCCUGGGGGAUCCUCUACAGAGCCUUUUGUCCUAGCACGUGAAAAGAUGGAAGCAUUCUACAGAAGUAGCACUCCCCAAUGCAUGUUGGUAAGGAAGACAUCUGCAGGGACCAAUAAUGCCUUUAGUUUUCACUUGAUACUUACUCAGGCAAAACUACCAUUCAAGUUUAUUUAGAUUUUUUUUGUCUGAAAAAAAGUAAAAAUAAUACUGUCAAAACUUGUGGAUUUGACUCCCAGAGAGUUAAUAGAUGUGUUAUACUAAUCCCAUUCAACUAUUUUCUAGCUCUCUAAGGUAAAACUGGCAUACCUUUAUUUGUACCCACCAAAACAAUGAUAAAAAUAGUGACGUGACUUGAAAUAACCAAAGAAAUGUAGAUUUCUGAAAUAGUAUAGGCCUCAAUCAUUGACUCUGUAUUGCACUGUCUAAUGUUAAAAAAAAUGUUGUUCAGGCUUGUUCCUAAAUGUAGUUUAAAGGGUUCUCCUCCCUCCCACCCCAGGUGAUUUUUUUUUGCUAAUGAUUGAUGGUGUAAAACUGUUUACCAGGAGGUAGUUUCAUUCUUGAUCUUGGUUAUGUCUGGCAAAACCUGUACAUAGAAAAAAAAAUCAGUAUAUUUUAUGGAAAAAAAAAUCUUAUUUUCAAAUAUAUUUAACUGUUAUAUUUUAUUGGAAGAAGGUUGUAAAUAUUUUAGGAGCUCUAGUGUAAAAAAAAAAAAAAAACAAAUUGUACUGUUGGGUGUGGGAAAAGUAAUGAAAAUAAAACUACAUGUUUAAUGUAGUUGAUUUAUUUCAGUUAUAGCUUCAGAAUAUUAGCAUCAAUCUUGCAUGCAAUUUAAUUUCAGGAUGUAACUUAUUCAGAUUUGCACUAGAAUGGCUUAAUUUCACAAUCUAGUAUUUGUUUAUCUGUAUUUUUUCUUGGAUUCAGCAUAUGUGGUACAUAUCAAAAAGCACUAUGUAUAGAGUAUUCAGUACUAUUUCCUUUUGUAACGGUUGUAUCUGUACAAUCAAAAGGUUUUAUGUAACAUUUUGGCAAACAGAGGACAGUAUUUUCUAGUGAAUUUUAUACUUUUGAUAAAAUGUAGUUUUUUGGGUUUUGCUACCAUGGUGAAAAUUUCUUUUAAUAAAUUAAUCUGUUUUAAAAAGUAUAGGGGGGGUUGAAAAGUUACAUGUAUGUAAAAAAUAUAUAUAGUUACAUUGUUGAUGGCUUUAAAAGGGCAUUCCUUAGUAAGUGGUAAUUGGAAUUCUGAACCCUUCCAGAAAGAAUAUUGUUUCCCCUGCAUACACCUUCAUUUUGGUUUAAAAACAAAAAAAAACAAAAAACUAUACCCAAAUAUUCAUGUUGAUCACAUGAUAUGGACGUGUUCAGAAAGGGAAAAACUGGAUGAUGGGCCAUAAUUCGAAAACAAAAAAUAGUCUGUUUAACCCUGUUUUGGAAACAUAUUUCUGUCCAAUAAAUACAUGAAAACUC
Alligator mississippiensis (American alligator) is the source of this 9129-nucleotide messenger RNA. It is a transcript of the gene TRERF1, whose product is annotated as transcriptional regulating factor 1. The record is from RefSeq and is a predicted model, not a curated record. Gene Ontology annotation, cellular component: histone deacetylase complex; transcription regulator complex. Gene Ontology annotation, molecular function: transcription corepressor activity. Gene Ontology annotation, biological process: regulation of transcription by RNA polymerase II; negative regulation of DNA-templated transcription. Bases 685 to 4221 code for a protein of 1178 amino acids. NCBI's taxonomy places the organism in Eukaryota, Metazoa, Chordata, Crocodylia, Alligatoridae. The transcript is spliced from 17 exons.